Messenger RNA from Manduca sexta (tobacco hornworm), 2268 nucleotides. Its product is annotated as proton-coupled amino acid transporter-like protein pathetic. Gene Ontology annotation, molecular function: amino acid transmembrane transporter activity. Gene Ontology annotation, biological process: amino acid transmembrane transport. The record is from RefSeq and is a predicted model, not a curated record. The transcript has 9 exons. Gene Ontology annotation, cellular component: vacuolar membrane. Bases 16 to 1449 code for a protein of 477 amino acids. NCBI's taxonomy places the organism in Eukaryota, Metazoa, Arthropoda, Insecta, Lepidoptera, Sphingidae.
AUAACAAAUGACAGAAUGGUGAAGCCAGAGAAAAAUAAUAUUGAUUUAAACAACUUCUCCUCAACAGCGGAACUGACUGCCCACCCUGGAUUCCAAUCAUCCAUCAGCAUAAUAUCUAAGGGCAAAGAAGACAAGCCCUACAAUCCAUUCGAGCAUCGAAUGCUUGAGCAUCCCAACACAACAAUCGGCUCGAUUGUCCAUCUCCUGAAAGCAUGUCUCGGCUCAGGAAUCCUGGCUAUGCCCGCAGCGUUCAAAAAUGCUGGACUCGUCACUGGAUCUAUCGGGAUACUACUAGCUGGUUUCAUCAGCACGCAUACUGUACAUAUUUUGGUAAAAACUUCGCAAGAGGUUUGCGUGGACGCUAAGAAACCUUCAAUGAGUUUUGCGGAAACAUGUGAGGCAGCCUUUACUUACGGGCCUAAAGGCGUGCGGAAGUGGGGACAUUUUGUCAAAAACGUAGUGGAUUACUCAAUGGUCUUGGCUUAUAUCAGCGUGUUGUGUGUCUACGUGGUUUUCGUCGGCUCCUCAUUUAAGGAAACCCUGGACGCCUACAUGCCAGACAACAAGCUCUCUAUUCAAACAUACUGCGCGCUGACACUAGUUCCCCUGGUCCUACUGUGCCAAAUAAGGAACCUCAAGUACCUGGUGCCAUUCUCAGCGAUUGCCAAUGUGCUAAUCUUCAUUGUCUUUGCUAUUACCUUGUACUAUGUAUUCUUGGAUCUACCCCCUUUGAAAGAGAGGGAAAUGGUUGCUGAAGUUACACAAUGGCCAUUGUUUUUGAGCACUGUAAUCUUUGCAAUGGGAAGUAUCGGGGUGGUGAUGCCGGUAGAGAAUGAGAUGGCCAAGCCGCAGCAGUUCCUCAGCUGUCCAGGAGUCCUCAACGUUACCAUGAUCAUCGUUGUCGCAUUGUAUGGAUUUGUGGGCUUCUUCGGCUACGUCCAGUUCGGAGACCAGGUCAAAGGCAGUGUGACGUUGAAUCUUCCUCAAGAUGAACUAAUGGCCCAAGGUGCCAAGUUCUUGAUGGCCCUCGUCAUAUACCUAACAUACGCUUUGCAAUUUUACGUACCCAUGGAAUGGAUCACCAGAAUGCUGAAGAAGAGAGAAUCUGACAGAUACGAGAACGUCAUACAGAUUUCUAUAAGGAUCGUUAUCGUUAGUAUUUCAGUCGCAGUCGCAGCAGCUUUUCCCAACCUGGAACUAGUCAUCAGCUUCUUCGGAGCCAUCUUCUUUUCUACCCUUGGUCUUCUAAUCCCAGCGGUAGUAGACACAGUCUAUCACUGGGACAAAGAUUUGGGAAAAUAUAACUACGUACUAUGGAAGAAUACUAUAUUAGGAAUAAUAUCUCUUGCAGCUUUAGUGUCAGGAACGUAUGUUUCUAUAUUGCGAAUGGGUGAGGAGACCGGACAUCAGGAUUUGGAAGGAAGUCACACUAAUGUAACUAGCUUAUGAGCGUCUAUAUAUAAAUAGUUAAAUAAGAGUAUAGUUUUCUAUAUAUGAUUGACAGGCGUACACUAGACGGAUACGAGUCAAAAGCAUACGGGCAUUCUGUGCAUUAUUAAUAAAUUGAUUUUCUGCUGUGGCGUUACCUUAAUUUUUCAGUGAUCAACUUUUAGUUAUACUAUCUAUUUUAGUAAAAGCAUAAAAACUUAAAUGUUACCUUUACUGACUCAUUUUGGACUGCUUCAGUGGCGAAAUUACGAUACAGCUAAAUAAAUAUUACGAUACAGCUGCAGUGCUGAAGUCUAGGUCGAUCUACGGGUCGGGCAAAGGCUAAUCAGUGUCAGCCCGGAUUUGGAGAUUGUGCCCGUUAUGGCGACAGGCUGGCCCCCUAUCACACCAUGGGACGUAAUACAGCCGGCGGAAGGAGGAUGCACCAGUUGCGCGUACUGACGCGUUGCGCGACAGUGUAACUACAUGACAUAAUGAGACCUUAACGUCUCACAUCUCAGGAUGGCGAGCGCAGUGGACUACCAAACGAUACUUUAUAUUUCAAGGUGUUGGAUGGUGUUUCUACUGUUAAUGGGCGGUCGUAUCGUUUACCAUCAGGCGAACGGCAAGCUCGUCUCGUCAUUUACAGCAAUAAAAAAAAGGCAAUGAUCAAAGGGGUCGUAUAUAACUGAAGUGAACAUAGACCUUUCUCUGGUUGGUCUGAAAAGUCUUGGGCGAGGCUGACGUUCAUUUAAAUACUUAAGUGGAUAUAAUAACCAGCAAACAAUUUGAGCACACUACCGGGACGUCGGUUUUUGUAAAAUAGCAUAGUUACGUGCA